CUUCAUUCUGUUCUCUUCCACUGUGAAGGUUGUAGAAACUGAUCAAUAAAAUGAGCGGCAGAGGCAAAACCGGCGGCAAAGCCCGAGCGAAGGCCAAGACUCGCUCGUCCAGGGCAGGGCUGCAGUUCCCCGUCGGCCGUGUCCACAGGCUCCUCCGCAAAGGCAACUACGCCGAGCGCGUCGGUGCCGGAGCUCCUGUGUAUCUGGCGGCUGUGCUCGAGUAUCUGACCGCGGAGAUCCUGGAGCUGGCUGGAAACGCCGCUCGGGACAACAAGAAGACCCGCAUCAUCCCCCGGCACCUGCAGCUGGCGGUGCGCAAUGACGAGGAGCUGAACAAGCUUCUGGGCGGAGUGACCAUCGCUCAGGGCGGCGUGUUGCCCAACAUCCAGGCCGUGCUGCUGCCCAAGAAGACCGAGAAGCCCGCCAAGGCCAAGUAGCGCUCCGGCCCCUCACCGACGACCAACGGCUCUUUUAAGAGCCACUCAUUCCGUCUGAUAGAGAGCGCUUUUCUCUGUU
This is a messenger RNA of Rhinichthys klamathensis goyatoka, 516 nucleotides long. Its product is annotated as histone H2A. The coding region runs from base 51 to 437 and encodes 128 amino acids. Gene Ontology annotation, cellular component: nucleosome. The transcript has a single exon. The record is from RefSeq and is a predicted model, not a curated record. NCBI's taxonomy places the organism in Eukaryota, Metazoa, Chordata, Actinopteri, Cypriniformes, Leuciscidae. Gene Ontology annotation, molecular function: protein heterodimerization activity; structural constituent of chromatin; DNA binding.